Phalaenopsis equestris is the source of this 1796-nucleotide messenger RNA. Its product is annotated as light-mediated development protein DET1. Lineage: Eukaryota; Viridiplantae; Streptophyta; Magnoliopsida; Asparagales; Orchidaceae. The transcript is spliced from 11 exons. Bases 294 to 1796 code for a protein of 500 amino acids. Gene Ontology annotation, molecular function: ubiquitin protein ligase binding; ubiquitin-like ligase-substrate adaptor activity. Gene Ontology annotation, cellular component: nucleus; cullin-RING ubiquitin ligase complex. The record is from RefSeq and is a predicted model, not a curated record. Gene Ontology annotation, biological process: positive regulation of proteasomal ubiquitin-dependent protein catabolic process; carbohydrate metabolic process; protein ubiquitination.
AGAGAUUUCGAGCCAUUUGUAUGUACGUGCUCGGUUAGCAUCCGCAUAAGCUUGAGAGGUCUAUAACCCCUAAAACGAGAGCAUUAAAUGGCAAAGCUAGGGAAGAUCGGCUUCUAAGAGAACUUCGCAGGGACAAGAGCAAGCUCGAGCUUCAGUGUGAGUGCUAGCUCCAGAUCCUCAGCCGUGUUAUCAUCUCCGCCACCCCCAAAUCCCUCCCGCCGGUAGGAUGCUGGCGAGGCACCUUGACUCAUUCUGUUCCCCCAUUCGGGCGCUCUGCUUUUACGCCCAUCCUGAUGUUUAGGAGUUUCAACGUCACCGCGAGGGUCUUCGAGCGCCAAAUCGUCCAGCCCCGUCCUAGCGCCAGUGUUAAUUCUGUUCGUCAGUUUUAUGAGAAUUUUGUCCCAAGUUUUACCAUCCAUGACAUUGAUUGUCCGGAUAAUUCAUUCCGCAAAUUUACUGAUGAUGGGAAGUAUUUAAUAAGUUUCAGCAGAAAUCAUCAGGAAUUGAUAGUUUACAGGCCUACGUGGGUGUCCUUCUCAUAUAAAGGCGAGGAUUGUGAUUCUGAUGCUCUGUCACAUAGAGCAAAGAGGUUUGACAGCUUCUUCAGCCAACUGUACACUGUACCACUUGCAACAAAUAAUGAGUUUAUUUGCAAAGAUUUCUUUCUUUAUCUGGAGGGUUUGGAAGUUGGCUUAUUUGCCACCUCAACGGCACCAACUCAUGAAGUUCCUGCUACUGAGGGCGCGGUCAAUGGAGUUCCAUGUAUAGAAAGAAUUGUAUUUCAUCUUGUGAGGUUAGAAGAUGGUUUUGUAUUGGAUGAGAAGGUCUUCUGCAAUGACUUCAUCAAUUUAACCCACAGCAUGGGUGUUUUCUUGCAUGAGGAUCUGUUGUGUAUUAUGUCACUGCGUUACCAGGCAAUACACAUUGUGCAGAUUAGGGAUUCUGGAAACCUUGUAGAUGUAAGGAUGGUAGGCACAUUUUGCAAUGAAGAUGAUGAAUUAUUUCUUUCUUCACAUGGUCAGGUAACGGAGGGACAAAUUUUCCUAAGUGGUAUCAAGCAGAGGUUGCUUUCUUAUAUUUUUAGGAAGCAUUGGAGUGAGGAAACAGAUCAAGCAUUGAGGAUUCAACUUCUAAAGAAAAAGUUCUAUUUUCAUUUUCAAGAUUAUAUUGAUCUAAUUAUGUGGAAGGUGCAGUUUUUGGAUCGCCAUCAUCUCUUAAUCAAGUUUGGUAGUGUAGAUGGAGUGGUUUCUCGUACAACUGACCAACAUCCGUCUUUUUUUGCUGUGUACAACAUUGAAACAACUGAGAUUAUAUCAUUCUUUCAGAAUUCUGCAGAGGAACUCUACUAUUUAUUCGAGCAGUUUUAUGAUCAUUUUAAUGCAUCUUCAAGAACUUCGUUGCAUGCAAAUUUCAUCUCUUCUCACUCAAAUAGUAUCUAUGCUCUUGAUCAAGUGUGCAUCUUAAAAAAUAAAGCAAGUAGCCUUUUACAGUUCGUGAAGAAGAUGUUGACUUCAUUGCCUUGCACAUGCCAGUCCCAAAGCCCUUCACCAUAUUUUGAUCUCUCACUAUUUCGGUAUGACGAGAAGCUAAUUUCUGCAACUGAUCGGCAUAGACACUCGACUGAGCAUCCUAUUAAAUUUAUUUCAAGGAGGCAGCCUCACAUCCUCAAAUUUAAGAUUAAGCCAGGUUCAGAAGCUAGCGGUGCAGGCCAAAGAGAAUAUCAUCAUUUUUAUUUCAUCCUCAUCUACCGCUUGCUAUUUCCAUUCAGCAGACGUACAUGCAGCCAACUGUUGUGA